AUGUUGGUCUGGCGGCGGUUGCUGAUCGCAGCCGCGAUCGCGGCCUCUGUCGGGGCCUCGGCUUCGUCCGCUAGUUUUCCCGACAUUCCCGGGUAUUCCGACUUUUCCGGUUAUCCCGGCUUCUCCGUAUUUGUCCGCUCCGCAACCUCUUCUGUUGGUCCAUUCACCACAACGGCACCAUCCUCCGGUUGCAGAUUAUCAGAGUUCCUCUGCAACACUGGCCACUGUAUUUCGCAGGACAAAUUUUGUGACGGCGAGGAUGAUUGCGGCGACAAAUCUGAUGAACCGAGAUACUGUACCCCUUGCAAUCGAACUUUAUACGGCGACGUGGGUCGAACCUAUGAAGUGGAAGUUCGACGACCGAGGGAGGAUCGACUGCCAUUUUUAUGCCACCUCAACUUCACUGCCGCCGGGGCCGAUCACGGAGACCUAGUUCAGUUAACUUUUGAUACUUUUACGGUAGGACGCUUUCAAUCUUUUACCUCAGAAGGAUGUCCUGACGGGUAUAUGAGUAUAAGGGAAGAAGGACGUCCAGCAACUGAUGGACAGUGGUGUGGUAGUGCAUGGGGUUACACUGUAUAUUACAGUGAGACUCAUUCAAUAAAUUUAACACUUUUCUUAUCACGUCUUUCCGAACAGGGCACGGACUACAACUUUGACUUCAAACUAUCGUAUAAGUUCUUGAAGCGUAGCGAAGCUCACCUGAGAUAUGGGAACAGUACCAUGGCCACGUGGCGUGGUGAAUUAGUGAAUGGCACUUACUGUGAUCGAGUUUUAACCAGGUGCGACACACGCGCUUGUCGGCUCCAAUCGCCAAACUAUCCCGGUGUUUAUCCGAGGAACGUGACCUGCUACUAUCGUGUCGAGCAAAAACGUGCCCCGCCGGGACAUCGUGCACUUCUCGCUGUUAGUCAGCGGAACAGUCACAAGAUACACAUCAAGGACCAGAUCGUCAAAUACGACAGAAGUCAACGAAUAUUAAAAGUAUGGGAUCAGUGCAACGUCGUUCAAGAUUAUCUAACCGUUUACGAUGGUGGGUCGACUUCUGACAGAGUUCUUGUGAGAUUGUGCGGCGGAGAUGCAGUACCGGAUAUUGUCAGUAGUCACGACACGAUGCUCCUCGAAUUUCACACAUCGCCAUACGACAAUCCAUUUCACCCCGUUCCCUUAUCGUUCCUGCCCGGCUUUGAGCUUGAGGUUCAGGUACUUUUUGUUGACGAGAAGUCGCAGAGUUUCGUGAAGGAAAGUGAAAAUUGUAACUUUUUGAUAUCAAGUUUCGAGAGUCCCUCAGGUCUUUUGGAAAAUCCGAAGCACUCUUUACCUCCCAAUACAACUUGCCGUUAUCACUUUCAAGGGAAGCCAAACGAAAUUGUUUGGAUAUCGUUUAUUAAAUAUUACUCGGCAACAAUUGAUCCGGCAUCCAGUAUUGAUACAAUUGACAGUCCGACGGAAUGCAAUGCAAAAUUAUUAAUUUGGAAUGGCGAUCACUCGUCGGAGAAACCAAUAAACGGAAAGAAUGUCACAUUAAUGGGUGAAUUUUGCAAAUACGACAUCCCCCGGCUCUGUGACCACAGUCUUUUACGAAAUAGCAGUCGACACACACGACCCUGCAGUCUUGCCGAGAGUUACGUCUCAUCCGGAAGGGAUUUAACUUUAGAGCAUAUCCUGCGACAGGGAAGUGCCCUUUAUCCUGUGAGCUUCGUCCUUCGAUAUGAAUUCGUUCACGAAUCAAUGUCCUGCAAUCAUGUAUUCACAUCGUCGUCAUUUGCAUCAUUAUCAAACUCUUUACAAUCACCAUCAUCGUCGUCAUCGAAAACGGGCAAAUUUUAUUCACCAAAAAGCGUCUUCUUCUAUGGUCGAGGUGGUGCGCAAAAUCUCAGUUGCAUUUACCGAUUUGAAGCCGAGCCCGAGCAGAGAAUUGAACUUUCAAUAUCACGAGCAUCAUUUGGUGAUAAACAAUGUAAAUCCAACAUUGAUCCAUUAGUCGAUCGUUGGGCGUGUUAUCGUGAUAAAUCAAAAUCCAAGAAGAAUGGAAUCGCUGAAUUGCAGAUAUUGGAGCAUCCUUGGCAAGGAGUUGAAUUGGGAAGAGACUGCCUUUGUUCGAAUAUAACCGAAAAAGUCGUUUUAAGGACUCUAACUUCUAAUGUCGUUGAACUUAAAUUCACAGUAAUUCGUAUGAACGUCACACAAGAUUAUAGAGAUUUCUUUUUUGAGGGCGAAUUUCGUUUUGUCGCCGGAGCUGAAGCUGGUGAUCAAACUUGUGCCACUAGAUUGGAAGAUCGAAGACUAAGAGGCUCCAGUGGUGAAAUAUCUCUGAGAAGUCCUUUUCCUCCCAUUAUUCCCGGAGUAACUGCUGUCGAGGAAAUUUCAACAAAUACAGAAGAUCUAACAGCGACACAAUGUGUUCACGAGCCGUGGUUAAUUGAACCCAAGGAUAUACGAAUGAAUUUUGUCUAUUUGAGAACAAGUGGUUUCAGUAUUAAUCCCGGUAAUAUCGAUGAUUGUAAAACACAAAAUCGGAUUAUUGUUUAUUCAGCGGCAAAUACAAAGGACCGUAGUGUCAUUUGUCCUGAAAGUAGUUCAAAUUCAGCAAAAACAGUCGACUUUUUCUCCGGCGGUUGGAAUUAUAGUUUAGUUAAUGGUACAAUGUCAACAUCAGCCAUUCUCCAGCACUCAAGAAGUUUUGUGGUUGAAUUUCUCCAGAGGGAAGCUGGAUUUUAUGCUGUUACGUGGAUGGCUAUUUCGAAACAAUCUCCAGCUUCUCAUCUUGAAUCAAAUGCAUUUGCAUUUGUUCCAUCUAAUGAGUGUCCUUAUAGAUGUCCAGAAUUGCAGGCGUGUAUAAGUUCAGACCUCUGGUGCGAUGGUGUUAAACAUUGUCCUUCAGGAUUUGACGAGGAGGAGAAAAAUUGUUCUUAUCGAUUUGGAGUGACAUUGUUGUAUGUUGCCAUUGGUGCUGGAGCUCUGGGUAUAUUUCUCGUUCUAUUACUGGCAACUGGUUGCCUCAAAUACUGUCUCUAUCGACAUAAAGCGCGUAAGAAGAAAAAAAACGUCGCUCUUAACGUUAAUCACCUACAUGUGAAUCACACUCAUCAUAAUAACGGACUCACUGGAACUCGUCUCAGUGGACGUUAUAAUCUCGCUACUCCACAAGAAAUGUAUAUGGAGAACUAUGGAAAAGACAGUAUUUGUUGACAAUACGCCAUCACCAAUAUUGAAACCACUGUGUGAAUAGUCAUGUUUUUAAUGCCUUCCAGGCCUCUCCUACACAUACACACACACAAAAACACACAGACACAAAUACAAACACACCACUUCCAUCAGCGUUUUAUGAACGAAAAAUGCACUAUAGUGUUAUUAUUAAUAAUAAAUAUAUAAUAAUCAUCUUAUAAAGAUAAUAAUAUUCCCCAGAACGAGACAAAAAGUUAUGAUAAUCUAUCAAAAAUUUCCAUACUGGUUUCUCCAUCAUAUGAAUAUAAUAUGAAGAUUAUAAAGAGAAAACCUUUGUCCACUUUCUAUUCUGUAACCAGUUUGGAAUAUUUUUGAUAAAUAUGCCCUUUUUUAAAAAGAAAUUCAAAAGAGUGAAGCAAAAUUCUAAUGAAAGAAAAUAUCAUUAUUUAAAAUUACAAAAACACUUCGCAGGUGGUUUUUUAAUAAACAAAUAUUGCAGCGAGAGGAAAUAUUCUUUCGUUUCGGAUGGACCGAUAACUUUUGCUCUACAACAAUAUCACAGUUUUUCUAAGGAUAUCAAAUUGAGACAAAAAAAAACGUAUCAAAAACGUUGCUUCACAACACUUUCGAUAAAUUUUUUGUCUCAAUUUGAUAUCCUUAGAAAAACUGUGAUAAGGAUGAUCUAAUUUAUUCUCUCUGAAUCAGAUAAGAUUUUAACUGACUUACUUUUGCUUUCAAAGCAGUUGAAAUUUACAGAUUCUUCUUUAAAAAACAUUUUCUACCAAUAAAUCAAUCUUUGACUGAAUUGACGUUGGUGAAGUUAAAGACAUUCACAGAUUUUCUAAAGAUAUCAAAUUGAGACAAAAAACGUAUCAAAAUUGUUGCAAUGCAACAUUUUGAUACUUUUGUUGUCUUAAUUUGAUAUCCUUAAAAAAAAUGUAUUAUCAACUCUCUAAAU
Molecule: messenger RNA, 4126 nt
Organism: Leptopilina heterotoma
Lineage: Eukaryota; Metazoa; Arthropoda; Insecta; Hymenoptera; Figitidae
Exons: 11
Coding region: 1-3192 (1063 amino acids)
Cellular component (GO): plasma membrane
Molecular function (GO): protein binding
Source: RefSeq, a predicted model, not a curated record